AUGAAAUUCUCGUCUUCAAAAAUUGCUUCAUUUGUUGCUGAAUAUUCUGGAUUAAAACAUCCACAUCCAACUGAUUUUCAAGCUUCUUCAAGAAAAUCAAGUCAAUCUUCAAUCAAACUAUAUUCAACAAAUAUUACAGUUGGUGCUGAAAUUAUUCCAAUUGUAUCAACUUCAUCUUCUUCUUCAAAUUCUACACCACCAAAUGAAUAUCAUCAUAAAUUUAUCAAAAAUAAUUCUGAAUGUGAAUCUCUUCCAAAUUUGGCUAUUUCAUCAACAAAUUUGAAGAAUAAAUUGAUGAAAAUCAAGAAAUCUGAAAGUCAAACAUCUAUUGCAUCUUUUAAAAAUUAUCAAGUUUUGUAA
Messenger RNA from Caenorhabditis angaria, 360 nucleotides. Lineage: Eukaryota; Metazoa; Nematoda; Chromadorea; Rhabditida; Rhabditidae. The record is from the annotation of a GenBank genome assembly.